Messenger RNA from Salvia hispanica, 1692 nucleotides. The record is from RefSeq and is a predicted model, not a curated record. NCBI's taxonomy places the organism in Eukaryota, Viridiplantae, Streptophyta, Magnoliopsida, Lamiales, Lamiaceae.
AUGGAGUCCAUGGGAAGCAUCUUUUUCAAUGUGUUUCUGCAGAAUUCUCUGUUGCAAACUACAGAAGCAAAUUAUCGUGGAAGGGAAACAUGUGUGAUGCACGAUCUUGUGCAUGAUCUUGCUUCUUCUGUUUUAUCUAAUAAUAAUGCAGAUGGAAACACUCGAUACAAGUUUCACAAAAGAGAAUUGAGUCGUAUUCCAGAUGAAGUGUCGAGGAAUUUGCGUACAUUACUCUUGGAAGGUGGAACUUCUGUUACCAUAUUCUCUAACUUCAAAUAUCUGCAUAAUCUAACUCUUUAUGGUCGUGAUUAUAAAGAGUUGCCCAUUUCAAUUAAGGAGUUGAUACAUUUGAGAAAUCUCAAUAUAUCCGAUACAUCAAUUGCAAACAUUCCGGAGUGGAUAGGUGAACUCCAUCACUUGCAAACAUUCAGAUCAGAAAUAUGGGAACUGAAGAAACUGCCAAAUACGAUGAAGUACUUGAUUAAUUUAAGGCAUCUUUGUCUAAAGUCGGAAACAAAGUUGCCUACAGAGAUUGGGAAAUUAACUUCUCUUCAAACACUUGAGCACUUUAAAGUGAGCGAAGAGAAGGGCUUCCAAAUUGAAGAGCUUGGAAGUUUAAAAAAUCACAAAGGAACGCUAGAGAUUAGACAUCUUGAAAGGGUGCGUGACAAGGAAGAGGCUAUGAAAGCAAAUAUGUUAGAGAAGUCAAACUUGUCUAAACUGGUGUUUAGUUGGGAUGACGAGAGAAGUAUCCGUGAAAGAAAUGAUGAGAGUGUAUUGGAAGGCCUCCAACCUCAUGCAAAUUUGAAAGUGUUGGAGAUUAGAAGAUAUCAAGGCAAAAGAUUUCCAGCAUGGUGUAAGAAGAUGGAAGUAUGGGAUGGGUUUCAAGGCUCUUGGGCAACAUUUGACAACUUGACUCAGAUAAUACUUCGGCAUUGCUCAGAAUGUGAGGAAAUCCCGAAGCUAGAGCACUUGCCUAAUCUGAAAUCUCUUUAUUUGGUAGGACUGAAGAAUGUGAGGUUCAUAGAUUCUUCAUUCAGUAAUUUCAGGACUCUCGUAAUAUCUGGAUUAGAAAUAAAAUGUCUGCCAAAACAGUUAUUCUAUAACAAUCAGAAUCUCUCAGAAUUAAGCAUUCUUGAGUGCCCUGUAUUGAGAGAAUUACCACAUGGCCUGGACACCCUUAUUUCUCUGAAGGAUUUUACUAUAAGAAAAUGUGAAAAUCUAAAGUCAAUUGGGAAUCCAAGAAAAUAUCAAGGAAUCCUGCGUAAGCUGGUUAUUGUACGGUGCACAGAGCUGAUGGAAAUUCCAUAUCAAAUUCUAGAGUCGUCCGCACCCACAAUCAAGACACUCGCAUUGGAAGGAUUAAGGAGGCUAAAGAAUCUACCAAUGCUAAUUGACUGCCUCGCUAAAUCAUCUCCUCGCCUCACACAAUUGACGAUCAAAGGUGUUCCUAAUUUUAUGGCUAGUGGUACUAUUGAGAGCUGGAGUUUUGGCAGAUUGAAGACAUUAGAGAUAGAUGUGAGUGUGGAGUGGACAAUGGAGACUAGUGCUCGCAUUAGAGAUACUGUGGAAGUUAGAAAAUAUUGGGGUAGAAGAAUUGCCCCGAUGGCUGGGGAACCUCUCGUCUCUAAGGGAGUUACGCCUAUAUCGUUGGAAAAGGUUGAGGUGUCUGCCCUCCGUGCGCCUCACUAA